Messenger RNA from Acanthamoeba castellanii str. Neff, 1533 nucleotides. Its product is annotated as nicotinate phosphoribosyltransferase, (NAPRTase) subfamily protein. The record is from RefSeq and is a predicted model, not a curated record. The transcript has 2 exons. Gene Ontology annotation, biological process: NAD+ biosynthetic process. Gene Ontology annotation, molecular function: nicotinamide phosphoribosyltransferase activity. Bases 1 to 1533 code for a protein of 510 amino acids. NCBI's taxonomy places the organism in Eukaryota, Discosea, Longamoebia, Acanthamoebidae.
AUGUAUCGCACACCGCUGCACAGCCUCAUUCCAAUCAGCGUGGUGGCUGAUUCCUACAAGGCGAGUCACUUUACGAUGUAUCCUGACUCGAAGAAGGCGGUGGGCUACGGCGAGUUCAGGAAGCCCUACGGGGGCGACAAGACCGACAACCGGUUCGUCUACUAUGGCAUACGGUACCUCGUCGAGAACUUCCUGUGUAGACAGUGGACCAAGGAGGACGUGGAGAAGGCCGACCUCUUCUACAGCACCCACAACGCCGGCCACACUGCCUUCCCCUUCCCCAAGCAUCUAUUCCUCAAAUUCGUGGAGGAGAACAACGGCUACUUCCCCGUGAAGCUGCAGGCCCUGCCCGAGGGCACCUGCGCCCACAUCCACGUCCCCGUCUACCAGAUUACUGCUGAAAAGGAGUACACCCUGCUUCUCACCUACUUCGAGACCCUCCUCACCCAAGUGUGGUACCCGACGACGGUGGCCACGCUGAGCCGUAGGGCAAAGGACACGAUCGAGGCAGCGUUCGAGAAGAGCGUGGACGAAGAGAACCAUAAGCUGGCCAACUUCAAGCUGCACGACUUUGGCUUCCGCGGCUGCACGUGCCUCGAGCAGUCGGUGCUGGGCGGGUGCGCGCACCUCCUCAACUUUGGCGGCACGGACACGAUGAGCGCGGCCUACUACGCCCAGUUCGAGCUCAACCACGGCAAGCCCGUGGGCGAGAGCAUCCCGGCCACCGAGCACUCGGUGAUGACGUCGUGGCGCACCGAGCGCGAGGCCAUCGAGAACAUGAUCGAGCACCACGGCAAGGGCGUCUUCUCGUGCGUGCUCGACUCGUACGACUACGCCAACUGCCUCUACAACAUCCUCCCGCAGAUCAGGGAGAAGAAGGAGAAGGCCGGCGGUCACAUGGUGCUCCGCCCCGACUCGGGCGACCCCGUCGAUGCCGUUCUCAUGGGCCUCGACGCCGGCGAGAAGGCCUUCGGCGCCGACGUCAACAAGAAGGGCUACAAGGUGCUGCGCGGCGUGUCGGUCAUCCAGGGCGACGGCAUCAACUCGGCCACGCUCGUCAAGAUCCUCGAGGCCGCGCUGGCCAAGGGCUACUCGGCCCAGAGCUGCACCUUUGGCAUGGGCGGCGGCCUCCUGCAGAAGGUCGACCGCGACACCAUGUCCUUCGCCACCAAGCUCUCCUACAUCGAGUACGCCGACGGCCGCACGCGCGAGGUCAUGAAGUACCCCAAGACCGACGCCGAGAAGAUCUCGCUCCCCGGCACGCUCAAGGUCAUCCGCAACGAGCAGGGCGUGCCCGUCAUCUACCCGGCCGAGGCCGACGUCGCGGGCGAGGACCUCCUGCGCGUCGUCUACGACCACGGACCCGUCGAGGGCGCCUUCCCCGAGGACUUUGACACCCUCAAGGCCCGCGUGCAGAGCGAGUGGACGGCCCUGCCCCGCGUUUUCGACCCCAUCUCCCCGCAGCUGCGGCAGAAGAUGGACACCUGGGUCCAGACCAUGAAGGAGACCCUCGCACAGAACCUCGCCGCCUGA